Jatropha curcas is the source of this 1422-nucleotide messenger RNA. RefSeq names its product large ribosomal subunit protein uL10. Gene Ontology annotation, molecular function: structural constituent of ribosome; large ribosomal subunit rRNA binding. Gene Ontology annotation, cellular component: cytosolic large ribosomal subunit. Gene Ontology annotation, biological process: cytoplasmic translation; ribosomal large subunit assembly; ribosome biogenesis. Lineage: Eukaryota; Viridiplantae; Streptophyta; Magnoliopsida; Malpighiales; Euphorbiaceae. The record is from RefSeq and is a predicted model, not a curated record.
UCAUUUCCACCAAGCUUUUCUUCUCUCUACCAACUCUUCACUUUCAAUAGCAGACGGAGGUUAAAGAGACGGCGCUGCUUAGCUGUCCGCCUUGAUCAAGCCGCAGCUUCGUCUUGGCCCUCUAAUUUUGUUGUAGAAUACUCUUUUUUACUGUUUAGAUUCAAAUUGUCAAAAAAGAAACUAUUCAAAUGGCCGCAAAACCAUCCAAGGCUGAUAAGAAGAUUGCUUAUGAUGCUAAGCUCUGCCAAUUACUGGACGAGUAUAGCCAGAUCUUGAUCGCGCAGGCUGAUAAUGUUGGGUCGAACCAGUUGCAGAACAUCAGGAGGGGUCUUAGAGGUGAUUCUGUGGUGCUCAUGGGUAAGAACACUAUGAUGAAAAGGUCUAUUAGAGUUCAUGCUGAGAAGACAGGGAAUACAGCCAUCCUUAACCUUCUCCCUCUCCUUCAGGGCAAUGUGGGGCUGAUUUUCACCAAGGGUGAUCUCAAGGAAGUGAGCGAAGAGGUUGCUAAAUACAAGGUUGGAGCUCCUGCUCGCGUUGGUUUGGUUGCCCCAAUUGAUGUCGUUGUCCCUCCUGGCAACACAGGGCUCGACCCUUCCCAGACCUCUUUCUUCCAGGUGCUCAAUAUUCCCACCAAGAUUAACAAGGGUACUGUCGAAAUUAUCACUCCUGUUGAGCUGAUCAAGAAGGGUGAGAAGGUUGGAUCUUCUGAAGCUGCUCUUCUUGCAAAGCUUGGCAUCAGGCCAUUCUCUUAUGGUCUUGUUGUCCUGUCUGUUUACGACAAUGGCUCCGUCUUCAGCCCAGAGGUGCUGGAUCUGACUGAGGAUGACCUUGUUGAGAAGUUUGCUACUGGUGUCUCCAUGGUCACAUCGUUGGCUUUGGCUGUCUCAUACCCAACUCUGGCUGCUGCACCAUAUAUGUUCAUCAAUGCCUACAAGAAUGUCCUGGCCGUUUCAGUUGCAACUGAUUAUACCUUCCCACAGGCAGAGAAAGUGAAGGAGUACUUGGAGGAUCCAAGCAAGUUUGCUGUCGCUGCUGCUCCAGUUGCAGCUGCAACUGCUGGUGCUGCCCCUGCUGCUGCCGCCAAGGAAGAGGAAAAGAAGGAAGAGCCAGCUGAGGAGUCUGAUGAUGACAUGGGUUUUAGCCUAUUUGACUAAGUUUCAUAUAGGUUUCUACCAUAGGACUCGUAUAUGUGGAUUUGUCUUUCAGUUAUAGUUUUGUUGACUCAAUAUUCUGGAGAAAUUUUUGUGGAGUUAUCUGUCGAGUUUCACAUACAUUUUUAGGAUGUUACUUGUUUCUUGAUAAUUGUUAGUUUUCGUUGGAUUGAACCCUUUACUCUCUUGUUUAUCAUGUGUAUUAUUUUUAUUUGUUUGUUAUAUCCUUUUUACUUCAGAUUAAUGUGGGAAAAAUGGCUUAAUUGCAAAA